AUGUCUAGCAGAUAAUAGGUUUUAGGAGAAAUUAUAUAAGAUUAAAAUCAAUAGCUUUCAUACUAAAGUAAACAUGAAUAAAAAAAGGAAAAUAUUGCAGAGACAUUGGGUUAAGUAUAUCCUAGAGAAAAUUUACAGAUUUAUUAAAAAGAAUAGCAACCUUACCGAUCAAGAAAUAAAAUGUCAGAUGUGUAACUACAGUUUUUACUUUAGGAGUAUUAAAAAAAUCCAAACUGGUCAAGACAAAAAAUCUCUCAGAUAGCUUAAAAUACUUAGCUCUCAAAAACUUAAAUUUACAAAUGGAAUUGGGACUAGAAGCAAUUUAUUGAUAAUAUUUUCGAAAAAGAUUGUUACUCCUUAAUGAAGUGUCAUGGAAAACUUUUCAAUGUAGUAAAUGAUUAUUCUAGAAGGGAUAAAGCAGUUGAGGUUGGAAUUCCAAAAAAAUGA
Molecule: messenger RNA, 447 nt
Organism: Stylonychia lemnae
Lineage: Eukaryota; Ciliophora; Spirotrichea; Sporadotrichida; Oxytrichidae
Source: the annotation of a GenBank genome assembly